Molecule: messenger RNA, 1500 nt
Organism: Metarhizium brunneum ARSEF 3297
Lineage: Eukaryota; Fungi; Ascomycota; Sordariomycetes; Hypocreales; Clavicipitaceae
Source: RefSeq, a predicted model, not a curated record
AUGUCGAAUGUAUCCGUCGGUUCGGCCAAUGCCGCGUUUGUGACGCCAGCAACGGGCGUUCUCGAUGCCUACAACCGCCGAAACAACAUGCAUGAUGCGAGCCGGGAGUUCUACAAGCUCCUUGACGAUCUACAAUCUCCAGCAGUGCGUGACCGCCUGAAGAGAGCCAAAAUUGGUAUUGCUCAAACCAUCGAGGCAUUCGAAAAGGGCUAUGAGACAGAUUACGUCGUCAUACAGCUCGCAAUGUCCAUGUCUCCGCUCUCCUUUCGAGCUGUUCUCUCGGGCACAGUCGCUUGGCAAGCAGCCAAGACGACUAGUCUUGACUGGUAUUCUGCGGCCGGGCCAGGAGUUUACGCUGUCGGCAUUGGAGUAAACGGGCGUGGAGGCAGUUUCUUGUCUGCACAGGAAAUCCGCCGUCUGGCAGAAGGCAUUGACCGGUAUUCCGCUGGAUACGAUGCCUUGCAAACAGCCGCUGGCCAGCGAACCUCGAGUCAACGUCAAGACGUCAGAUAUCUGCGCAGCGUUGACAAUGCCAUUUCCAACUGUGUCGCUUCAGCAAAAGGGGGUCGAAGCAUCGACAACCCUAGCGAGCAACAGCGCGCACUCUUGUUUUCAGAGAGACUCCGAGAACGCGCCCAGGCCAUCGAAUCCGUUGAUCCGACGGGCCAGACGAUCCAAAUACAGAGCCCGCUCUACGUUGGAUGCUCGGAAAAGCUGGAACAGCGGACUAGAGAUUACGUUGCGCCGGUCAAUCUCGGCAACAUAAACAAGUUGCUGGCUCUGACCCUCAACGUUCUGAAGAUGAUGAAUCUUCCGUCUACCCUCUACGUUCGCCCCGUCAUUCGCAUCUGGGAGCGACAUCAGCUUCCAUAUGCAGAGCGGCUUGUUGCCACGCUUGCCGAGUCAUUGGUGGCGCAAAACGGCUUUAACGCCAGGGAAGCGGGAGGACAGGCUUGCCCGUUCAACCCGAACGCCUUCCAAACCGCCAAAUCCGUCGUCUUCUCCGUCAAGCCGUACUUGAAACGGCAUAUUGAUGGGGUUGAUACCGUGCUCAAAGACAGGCUGAAAUUCAUCCAAGAGGUGAAGAGGCUGAGCCAGUACCUGUCCGAUCUACAGCAAGAGAUUGAUGGGACUAGGCAACAACUUCGCAGUUUAAUGGCACUCAAGCCGAUUGGGUGGACGGCAGGCAUCGCAAUGCUGCAGACCAAACUGCAAAAGCUCUGUCAGCAGACGGACAUGCUGGUGGACUGGAAGGUUCGCAUGCAAGCUGUCAUCGGCCUUCAAAAUGCCAUGCUGCCGCCGCCGCCGUCCGCGGGCCAUCAAUCUGCUGACUCUCAGCCGCCUUUAUCGGCAACAGAGGUCAGAUGGGUGCCCGCGACUCCCGUUGCUGGCCAGGGGAGACGGCCGCUUCCGCUUUCGUCAUCGUCAGUGGUGACUGUGAUUCCGCAGACCUCUGACUCUUCAUCAUUACCCGCGAUUGAUGAAAUGGAUGUCGAUUGA